Messenger RNA from Phanerochaete carnosa HHB-10118-sp, 1342 nucleotides. RefSeq lists its product as uncharacterized. The transcript is spliced from 2 exons. The record is from RefSeq and is a predicted model, not a curated record. Lineage: Eukaryota; Fungi; Basidiomycota; Agaricomycetes; Polyporales; Phanerochaetaceae. Bases 779 to 1342 code for a protein of 187 amino acids.
CCUACAGCAUAGAGUGGCAGGCCGCGUGCGAUAGAAAUUCCCCAAGAUCUUCACAGACACCAUACCCCGCCACGUCGCCAUUGCAGUGCAAGACACUCGAUAUCGGUUUUAGACUCGCGCUCAUAAUGCGACCAUCGCCGGUUUUGUCUCUUUAGACGGUAGGUGGCUCGCUCAGUUUCGUGUAGAAUUAAAGAACAUAGAGGAACGUAACGGGCCUCCCACAUAGCCUACCAACUAUGCCUUUCGCGCAGAUCGACAAGGGAACCACUAUCUACUAGUACGAGGACACUGGUGCCCCGGAUGGCUCCUCGACUUACCCUACUAUCGUUAUCACGCACGGCCUGCUGAUAAACUCUGGUAUACCCAUGCCUGAGUUCAAUGGACGACGUCUGGCGCGCAAUAUACUGUAGGUACUUUCGAUCGCGUGCUGCCGUAUGCCUUCAAAUACGGUCUACGCAUGAUCACCAUGAACAACCGUGACUACCGUGGAUCGAUGCCAUACACCGAAGAAGGGCUGGCACACAUGACGAGUCCCGACGUUGAGGUCCAAGCGUUUGCGGUGCGCAGAUGGGGACAAGAGAUCGCCAAGUUUCUCGCAUACGCCAGACGUUGCGCAUCCCUGCUAUCACAGGCGAGGGGGACAAGAAAAAGGGUGGGCUAAUGCUAGUCGCGUGGUCUGUGUCCGGCAUCAGAGUUACGUCCAUCCUGGGAGAUCCUCGGACAAUGGGGGACGAUUUGACGGCUACGCUGGCCCCUUACAUGUGCAGGCUCUUAUAUUAUGGUGCGCAUCAGAGCUCCUACGGACAAGUGGCCAAAUGCUCAGCUAUUUCCCGCAGACCCGCCGUCUCACAUAUACUAUGGCAUAGUACCCGAUCUGGGUUUCACUUGGCCUUUCGUCGACCCUACGGUCCCGCCUGAACGAAAAGCAGAUGCAUUCGUCGACUGGGUGUCUGAAUAUAACACCCCGCCGCCAGACGGGACCCCCAUCACGGUCGAGUCGAUGCACAAGUACUUCACCACUACCCCGCGCACGCCGACGCUCCGCACGCUGUCUCCGGAAGAGUAUGAGCUAACCGUUGAACUCAAUGUUCGUUCCGGCGGUUUGAUUAUGACGACAAACGAGGCGAUCCGCCGUAGGCAUGCGCGCUGCACAUAUUUUGACGCAGAUGCGGUCUUGCCCAAUGUCGACAUCGUAUUCCUCUUCUGCGAGGAGGGUACGUGGUCGGGUAUGUGGGGAACCAAAGUGGUUCAAGACUUUAUUGAAGUGGCGGCCGAUCCGGGUAAGAAGAAGCGAAAGGUCACUUUCCAGGGGUUGAAAAACGCAAGCCACUUCAUUUGCUGA